This is a messenger RNA of Drosophila serrata, 1126 nucleotides long. It is a transcript of the gene iotaTry, whose product is annotated as iotaTrypsin. The record is from RefSeq and is a predicted model, not a curated record. Gene Ontology annotation, molecular function: serine-type endopeptidase activity. Lineage: Eukaryota; Metazoa; Arthropoda; Insecta; Diptera; Drosophilidae. Gene Ontology annotation, biological process: proteolysis.
GUUUGUACUUGGCUUUCGGAAUGACUGUUUAUAAAGUAGUGUUCUUCCUCCUUUUCCUUGGAUGGGCGGCAACGGCAACACCUGUCGAGACCAAUGGCCGAAUUGUGGGCGGACAGGAUCAGGUUAUUCGGAACGCUCCUUGGCAGGUGUCCAUCCAGAUCAGUGCGCGUCACGAAUGCGGUGGCGUUCUCUACAGCAAGGAGAUUGUCAUCACCGCCGCCCACUGUUUGCAUGAGAAAUCCGUGACUCUGAUGAAGGUGCGCGUUGGUGCGGAGCACCACAACUACGGGGGUACCUUGGUGCCCGUGGCGGCUUACAAAGUUCACGAGCAGUUCGAGACCCGCUUCCUGCAUUACGACAUUGCGGUGUUGCGUUUGUCCACACCCCUCACCUUUGGCUUCUCCAUCAGAGCCAUAAACCUUGCCAGAGAGAGUCCUGCAAGUGGAACGACUGCCACGGUCACGGGCUGGGGCUACACGGAGAUAGGAGCCCUUUCUGAUAGCCUCCAAACGGUUAAGCUGUCGAUCAUCGAUCGUGGAGAGUGCGCCUCGGAAAAAUAUGGAUACGGCUGGGAUUUUGUCGGCGAGGAAACCAUUUGUACCACCAACACCGUGAAUGGAGGCGGGGAUGCCUGUACCGGAGACUCAGGCGGUCCUCUGGUGGCCAAUCACCUGCUGGUGGGCAUUGUAUCCUGGGGUUACAAGUGCGCCGAUGUCAACUACCCCGGUGUCUAUGCCGAUGUGGCGGUGCUGCGGCCCUGGAUAGUUAAGGCCGCCAAUGCCAUAUAGAGCAAUUUGAGAGAAUAAAAGAAAAGCAUAUUUAAUUUUGAAAAUUAAAAAUAAAAGCAGAAUCAAAUUAUUUGGAAAUCGCCCCCAGGUGGAAUCGAACCACUUCGACGCUAAUCGACUACGGAUUUGAAGUCCGCACCCCGGACCACCGAAGCUCAGUGGGGCAAAAUACAAUACAAACGUUCUCCUAUUUAAAUGCACUCUCUGCUGAACAAAAACUUGGGAAUUAUAGGAGCACUCAACGAAAAGAUUUCGGUUUUCCCACAAGAUAUCAUAAGAUAACUUGUGUAAAAGGGAAAGAGCAUUUUAUCUAUCUUAAUGAUGGUACACUUCCACUA